UUGGAAUCAUUACCAAGAUAUUUGUAAACCAAGAUAUGUUCAGUUCAACCAUUUUUCCCCUGUUUUUGUAGAUGGGGUUUUAAAAAAGCCAUGGGUUUUUGAGGGAACAGGGAGGAGUUUUAGCUAGAAGUCUCAAAGCCUCAAGUUUCUUCCUUAACCUUAAAUUUCUUCUCCAAUGACAAGUAAAGUGAUACCUCAGUACUCAUCAUUCAUUGGUUCCAGAAGGCACAAAUGAUGAAAAUGACAAAUAAUGAAUUUUUCCCAUGAGGAAUACAUCUCCAGUCUUCAGCCUAACCAUCCUUUCCCCAAGCUGUUACCCAAAGGGCUAAGUGGGGCCAGCCCAGCCCAGUCACAGUCCACCCUUCCUGACCCAACUCACUUUCUGGGAGGAGCCUUCAAAGUCUUCUUCCACCCCGCACUGCUCCAAGUAUCAAUGGGAAGGGGGUAUCCUGGAUAUGGAGGCAGAAGCUGUGGGCUCACACUGUUUGCUGCCCAUGGCUCCAGGCUGCCAGGAGUCCUGGGUCCUGCACCACCGCUACCCCACCUGAGCUCCUGCUCUGCUGUCACUGGCAUGGCCUCUGAUCCUCUUCCUGUUCUUCUGCUGAGCAUGCCAGGCAUUCCUUGCCUCUUCGAGGACUACAGUGUGGGCUCUGGGACACUAUAUGUUGCAGCCGGGUCAUCCUGCAGGAGCUGCUCCAGAAGUUGCCCGGCAAAUAUGGUCUUCAAGCUAACAGUCCUGCACACCGGUGGGGAGCAGCUGCCCACAGCUGAGGACAGUAGCAGCCAGGCUGGUGGCACCUGGCCAGCUGCUCAGUCAAGACAGGCACCAGGCUCAGUGAGUGCACAGCAGGCAACCAGUGCCCAGCAGGCAUCCAAUCAGAGCAGGUAUCCAGUGCAGAGCAGGGAUCCAGUGCACAGGAGGUAUCCAAUGCUGAAGCACAUUUUUCUUGUCAAAAUGUGUCAGAUACCAAAUUGAACAAGUUUGGAAGCAAAUAAGUGCUGAGGUCCCGGUGUAUUGAGUAUCUUAUGUCCCAUUCACUGCUAAAUGCCAAAGGUAUAAAAUCACAAAAAAAACUCAUUUCCCUCAAGGAGCUUCCAUUCUUUCCAGAGGGAUGCUUUGCACAAAAAUGUAUACAAGUAUUCAUUAUUACAAAAUAAAUAUCUUUUACAAAGUUGUUAUUUUGUAUAUGACUACAUUCAAAAUAAAUACAAGGUAAUUUGCAGGGAAGAAAACACAAAACAGCUGAGGGGGGUCAGGAAAGAUGCUGCUUGGAAGCGGAGCUUGAACUGAGCCCAAAGGGAAGCUUGGGUUUCCAGCAGAUGGAGGGGGAAGAAGGAGAGCACGUCAUGAUUAUCCGGGAAAAGCAGAGCCCAGGCAUACUGCUGGAGAGAAGGUACAAAAGGGCUAAUUUGGGAAGGUCACAGGAAAUAAAGGCAAAUAUUAUAGAGCUGGGCUAGGAAGGUAGAUUG
Molecule: messenger RNA, 1470 nt
Organism: Sarcophilus harrisii (Tasmanian devil)
Lineage: Eukaryota; Metazoa; Chordata; Mammalia; Dasyuromorphia; Dasyuridae
Exons: 2
Coding region: 251-976 (241 amino acids)
Source: RefSeq, a predicted model, not a curated record